AGGUCUGCAUACAUAUAGUCCUCUUCAGACUCUACUUGUAAGAUUAUACUCAAAAGUGAAUCUAGGAUUUUAAUUCUAUGGGUUCAACAUUUAAAGUUAUGGGUUCAUAUCUAUUAUUUAUUACUACAAUUUUAGUGAUUUUUUACACAUAAAUUUAUACUUCGCGUCAAAAGUGCCAAGUUCAGUUGAAUCCGAUAGUUAUAUGGUGCAUCCACCCCUGAUUAUACUGGACAUGUUGUUACUGUAUAAGCCAUCUUUUAAGGUCAAAAGUUGAGCUCAAAAUAAAAUUUAUUUUCCUAGUUGUGCAAGUGUCAAGUUUCAUUUUAUGGUCAGUCUUACUAUCCAUCAUAUCCAGUUCGAUUAGUACAUCCAUCACCUCGAAAUUGUUGGAAUGACACUCACAAUGAAGAAAUUAAAUGAGAUCAUUAAUGAAAGCCAACAUCUCAGGUCCUUGAAAUGUGUAUCACAUACAUUGAAAUUUACUGCCUUCUUCAAUUCAAGGUGAUCAGUUAAUGAUUCUACGUGAAAUGAAAUGACACGUAUAAGAAAAUUUCUCCUCCCUUUAUCUCAAAUGCUCAUACCGAGGUACUUGCGUUGCAUGGGAAAAUCAAGUAAAAUGAUAUUUCACAGCAAACCCUCAUGCAAUUUCACCCUAUAAAUAAACCCCAUUUAACCCUAAAACUUCAAACCACAACAAAAACCAAUAUAUCGGACAAUCCUCUUUUUGCCUUUAAUUUAACAAGCAGCUUAAAAAUGCCAAGCACAAUGGAAGAUGUCACUACAAAGACUGAAGUUGAACCAAAGAGUGCUAACACUGAAACAGAAAAGGAGAGUUCUGUUUGUGAAAAAUCUGAAAAGGAAAAGAAGGAGAAAUGUGACCAAGUUGAACUCAUAAAAGAGGAGGAAAUUCCAGUUGAAACUGAACCAAAAACUGGAGUUACUUUUCCUGUCAAACUACAAGAUGGGAAGUUAUUGAAAGCUGUUGGUUUAAGGAAGAAAAGCAUGCUUGGCAUAGGCCUCAAGAUAUAUGGCUUUGGAAUAUAUGCAGACAAUGAGAAAAUGAAGGAAUUAAUGCAGUCAAAAAUUGGGAACAAAGCACCAUCAAAACCAACAAAGGAAAUGUAUCAAAUGGUGAUUGAUAGUGAUUUUGGGAUGAUGGUGCGAUUGGUGAUAGUGUUUUCUGGGCUAUCAAUGAGUAUGGUCAGAAAGAAUUUUGAUGAAGGCCUUGGUGCAGCCAUAAAAAAACUCACUGGUGGCAAGAAUGAAGAUCUAACCAAAAAGAUCAUGGGUGAAGCAUCUGAUGACAUAAAGCUCACUUCUGGAUCAGUGAUUGAGAUUUCUAGGCUUCCUGGAUAUGUUCUUCAGACUAAAGUGAUGGGUGAGAUAGUGAGCAAGGUGGAAAGUGAACUACUGUGCAGGGCAUACAUUUACAUGUAUUUAGGUGAGGAUCCUUUUGACAAGGAAGCCAAGGACAAGUUUGGGACAUCCAUGCUCUCAAUGUUCUAAUUAAGUUGAGAAAUUUCAGCAAUUUUUAGAAAAUGUUAGGAAAUAAGUUGGUGUUUUGUUCGUGGAGAAAAAAACGCUGGGAAAUUAAAGUGGGGUUCUUUCACCUGUGGUCACUUUGUCUCUAGUUCAGCUAUAUAAUGUUAGCUUGAUAAUUUCAAUAAAAGAAUUACUUAGGAGAUACUAAUUGCUUUUGAAUUAAUUAAAUGCAGAAUGUGUUAGUUCAAAUGCGCAAAGCUUCAAUACUCAUAUCCCCUAACCCUCAGGAUCCCUCUCUCAAAUCACGCAGAGAGAGAGGUACAUAUAUAUUAUGUUGGGAAGCGUGUCAAGAUAAUAAAAAGAAAACGUAUUUAAGAGAAAAAAAUAAUAAAUUGCACAAGACAAGACAAGAUUUACGUGGUUCGGUAAUU
Molecule: messenger RNA, 1913 nt
Organism: Nicotiana tabacum (common tobacco)
Lineage: Eukaryota; Viridiplantae; Streptophyta; Magnoliopsida; Solanales; Solanaceae
Product: chalcone isomerase-like protein 1
Biological process (GO): fatty acid metabolic process
Cellular component (GO): chloroplast stroma
Molecular function (GO): intramolecular lyase activity; fatty acid binding
Source: RefSeq, a predicted model, not a curated record